Monascus purpureus is the source of this 939-nucleotide messenger RNA. The record is from the annotation of a GenBank genome assembly. Lineage: Eukaryota; Fungi; Ascomycota; Eurotiomycetes; Eurotiales; Aspergillaceae.
AAGGAAUCCCUCAUCAGGUGACAUUGGCUUUUUGCUGAUGUUCUCACACUUUACCUUAACACUGAGACAGUACGCAGUAUUAACUACUCCUACACAGCAUUAUCCUCUUCCAAAAACACAAGAAGGAAAGGAAGCAAAAUGGCAUCAUCACGACCAGAUAUAAAUUUCCCAUCGAGAGCGCUCCUCGUUCUCUUCGCUCUAAUCAUCCUGACACCCUGGGAUUUUGCACCAGCGCUUCCUGUCAAUGGUCGAGGUCGAAGCGGGCUGGCGCUGGCUCCCCUUCCGAGAAACGAUGAGAACCAGAACCAGAAUCAGGUCCCGCUCGUGCGUGGGGACGAUUUUGUAGACUGGGAUGAUGAAGUCAACGACGACAGCAUUGAUUACGAUGGCUAUGAUGUGGAAAUAGCUGCCUUCUUGUCUCAGCUGGUCAAUUUUGGCGGGCAUUGUUUUCUCAUCGAUGAUACCGUUCCGUUUAGUGUGCUUAAGCAGAUGAAUGAUUUUGCGAAUGACCCUGGGGAUUAUGGUGAUAUUCCUGCUGCUUUGAAGGGGUAUGAGGUUCGCAUGCUAGGGGUGGAGGAUGUGGAUAUUUGGAAUGACGAUGAAGAGGAUAAAUAUGUUUGGGAUGAGGACGAGAAUGAUGACCAUAAUGAGAGUUCAUACUCCAACAUCAAAAUUCCUCUUCCCACCAUUCUCCCUAGCACCCUCGACAUUGGCAGCCACCGUUUCCGAACCAACUGCGAUAUCCCAGACGAAGUGACGGACCGAAUCUUCCGGCUCUUCCUGGAUAACCAUGACAACGAGAUUGUGGGCAUCCCGGAAGAUCUGGCCAUGUACGAGAUCAUGAGUCCAGAAGAGGAGGACGAUUGGAACACGGAGGUGGCUGUCAUAAGGGAGAGAAGGGUUGCUUCGCUGCUGCGGUAUAGCAAGCGCUGGGGAUAA